UCACAUGAAUACAUGCCGCUUGUGCAGUGUUGCCUCGACUGACCGUUCCUCCUCGAGAUCUGCGCGGGCGUCCUGCAGCCUGCGCCGCAUCGUGCGGGCCUCCGCACCAGCCGCCUCGAGGUCCCUGUCGUAUCGCUCCCUCGCCGCACUCAGCUCCUGUGUCACAGACACACAUAUCCGUGUGUGGGGUGGAGUCCGUGUCAUGUCAGACUCACCUCCUCUGCGCGCUUGAGCAGAUCCUCCAGGGAAUCCACUUCACUCUGGUCGGUCGGACACACACAGAGCAGAGGUGCACGCUCAACCCAUCCAUCCAUCAUCUCAUACCUCCUUCUCCUGCUCUAGCCGAAUGGUGACAGCCUGGAGGUUCCUCGCAGCCUCCUCACUGAGACCACAAUCGACAACACACAUGGACCACUUGCCUCCCCUCGUCCGUGUCUGUGCCUACCGAUCAUUCCUCUCGCGCGCUUUGUGGGCAGCCAGCUCACUCCUGCAUGACAGCACACCACAGCAGCAGGUGAAUGGCUCGGUCUUGACCAAGUGAGACAGUCAGUGUUUGCGAAUCGGUGGGAAAUUCUCUCACGUACUCGCUGACGACAGGAAAGAACACACCAGACCCACAUACAGAUACAAGUGAGUGACACAUGGGUGGACCUAUCCGUCAUGCGUUCCUUACAGGAAAGCGGUGUAGUGCAGCGAGUCUUGCUCGCUGUCCUCGCGCUCCUCCUCGCGCUCCUGCUCGUGCGCCUUGACGAGCAGAAGCGCGCUACUCAGGUCCUCCCGCAGCCUCUUGCUGGCCUUCUGUUCCUCGUCGAUUUUCUUCUCGGCCGCCUUCAGCCUCUCCUUGGCCUCCCAUGCGUUCCAAUCGUAGCUGGCCCAGUCGUCCUCGUCGUUGGUAUAGCCCUCGUCGGGCCGUCUCCAGCCGUCGGCCUGCGGGGGGCUGGAGAGAUGACAGAUGAGAUGGACAGAUGAGAUGGACAGAUGAGAUGGACAGAUGGAAUGGACAGAGUUUAUCGCUUUGUGUGUGUGUGUGGGAGGGGGGGUUGGCACCUUUUCGAGUUCUUUCUCGUUAAGCUGGUUCCUGUGCUGGCUCUCGAGGGCCUCCUUGUCCAACGUCAGCCGCCGAAGGCUCUCCUCCCACUGCUGCGCCUCGGUGGCCUCGAGCUGCCGCUCCAUCUUGUUGGGUUUGGUGUGCUUGGGGGCUGAUGGAGGUGCCAGUGGCUGUGAGGGGCUCUGAUGUGGGGGGCUCUGGUGUGGGGGGAUUGAUGUGGUGGUGGGCUCGGGGAGGGAGCCGACGACAGCGAGGACGGAUUUGUUCUCCACUGGGCCGGGACUUGACGCCUCAGUGCAUAAAUACAU
This is a messenger RNA of Vitrella brassicaformis, 1356 nucleotides long. The record is from the annotation of a GenBank genome assembly. Lineage: Eukaryota; Vitrellaceae.